Messenger RNA from Quercus lobata, 507 nucleotides. RefSeq lists its product as uncharacterized. The coding region runs from base 1 to 507 and encodes 168 amino acids. NCBI's taxonomy places the organism in Eukaryota, Viridiplantae, Streptophyta, Magnoliopsida, Fagales, Fagaceae. The record is from RefSeq and is a predicted model, not a curated record. The transcript has a single exon.
AUGAGCCAGCUUCCAUUCCACAUCGAAAGGGGCAGGAAAGUACUCAGAUCACCAGAGAGGAAGCAGGGGUUGGCUGAUGUAACCAGGGAAACGGGUCGAAUUAAAGAAUUUAGGCUGAAUGAUGCUCUUCUCUACUCCUACAUGUACGACUUGCGCUUUGCUCUUUUGACUUGUUUAGUCAUCGGAUUCUCCAUUUGGUGGAUGGCGGUACCAGAACCCUUGCUAGAGAGCCCGAUGGCACUUUGCUCACCCGAUCUAAAAAUGCUGGUGAACGUAGCCAGGGACACAUACGUAAAUAAGGUGUGUAGCACGCACUCCCUUCCAAGCCCAUGCGAAUGCGGGGAACCGCUAAAUAACGCGGCUAGGUAUAUAUUGGAAAAAGAUGAGUUUGACCCAAUCCAUUUACAUCCUAACAAAACAAGAGCUGUCUCAAUAUAUAUUGCUGCUAUUGUGCUAAGCCUGGCUCUUGCUGAAUCCGUGACUACAGAGGGGUUUAGAUGGGAGUAG